This is a messenger RNA of Mycena indigotica, 1068 nucleotides long. RefSeq lists its product as uncharacterized. NCBI's taxonomy places the organism in Eukaryota, Fungi, Basidiomycota, Agaricomycetes, Agaricales, Mycenaceae. The record is from RefSeq and is a predicted model, not a curated record. The coding region runs from base 1 to 1068 and encodes 355 amino acids. The transcript has 7 exons. Gene Ontology annotation, biological process: magnesium ion transport. Gene Ontology annotation, cellular component: membrane. Gene Ontology annotation, molecular function: magnesium ion transmembrane transporter activity.
AUGGUGGCCUUGAAUGACCGCUAUGUCGGGCUCCUACUCGCUGUUGCUGCCUCCAUUGCCAUCGGAACGAGUAGUGUAAUCACGAAGAUGGGUCUCACGGCUGCUGCGGGACAGGGGAAAAAUGCGACGGAUGGCUUUGCAUACCUUCAGAAUCCAAUAUGGUGGGGAGGCACCCUUGCUUUGGCUGUUGGUGAAGCCGCAAACUUUGCUGCGUAUACGUUUGCACCGCCUGUAAUGGUUACGCCCCUGGGAGCUCUAAGCGUCAUUAUCGGGGCAAUCCUUGCCUCUGUUAUUCUCAACGAAAAACUUGGCCACCUUGGUCGCGUAGGCUGUGCUUUAUGUAUCCUCGGAACUACCAUCAUCGUCCUCCAUGCUCCAGCCGACGCGGACAUCACCACCAUAACUCAGUUUCUCGACUACGCACUUGCUCCUGGAUUCCUCUUCUACUGCUUCACUGCAACGGUGUUCUCAUUAGCGAUGAUUUUUCGUUGCUGCGCCCAAGUACGGGCGCACGAAUCCGCUGGUGUACAUAAGCAUAGCAAGUAUUGUGGGCGGGGUAUCAGUCAUGUUCAUCAAAGGAUUUGGCAUUGCGUUGAAGCUUACAUGGGAGGGCAGCAACCAGUUCGUCUACCCAAGCACCUACCUAUUCGGAUUAAUUGGGCUGAUAUAUUCUCCGUGAACUUAGUCAACCCACUCUACUACGUCGGCUUCUGUACCGCAACGAUUGUGGCCUCCCUUAUCCUCUUCAAAGGCUUCAAUACGACCUCGCCCGCCAAUACCAUUUCCCUUCUUUGCGGCUUCAUAAUCACAUUCCUUGGUGUCCAUAUACUCAACAUCGCGUUAUUGGACAGCGCUGUCGAGGCUAACACGCAACGCUUAAGCGGUUCUUAUGGCCGGAUGGGAGUCGGCGAUCAUGACGAAGAGAGGUAUGUCCGGACGCCGCUGUUUGCUGCCUAUGACGAAGAAGAGCAAUUGCAACAUGAGGGAUCGGAUGAGGUCCGAAUGCACAGGGUCCACGCGAGUAGAGGGUCGAGAGGGGAAGACAUUAGGGCUUCGAGAGCAGUUUAA